GGUUGGGAACGCAUGGCAAAAUUUUUUUCAUGGUGAGGGCCUCACCCUAACCCCUUGGGGAGAGGUUUGGUUGGGUCUGUCUGAGGCACAGGGGGGGCAGACAGGGAGACAUCAGGUGGCCCGUGCUUGCCACCCCCACCACCGUAAACUGAGCUCAGGCUCUGUCCCCCUCUGCCCGCCUCUUCACCGUGGAGCUGCAAAACUCAAGCAUCAGACGCUGCACUCCUGUCCAGAAUGCUCCAUUGAGUGCUUUGUUUAUUUGUCAGGUGGGGCAGACAGUCUUGAGCCCUGGUGGGUGGGUAGGUGAGUGAGGACACAGGUCAGACAGAGGGGAAGGUGCCAGGACACCCUUCCCUCUCCAGGCUGACCUGAGGCAGUGGUGGCUCUUAGGUGUGGGAUGGGGUUUUUCUGGGCUGGGAUGUUAUGUCCCAUAAAGGAUAGGCCUUCGUAUCACUUAUGGGAGCACUACGGGGAGGGCAGGUCUCCCCCUAAGGUUGUUACCACUGGGGAGGCUGCAAGGACAGGAGGAGAACCUGAGGGUCAGGAGCCUAGAGGUGCACUCCAUCUCCCACUCCUCACAGGCCUUGUCUCCCCACCCCAGUGACCCACCUCCCUGUCCUGUGCCCUGCAUACCUGGCAGUCAUAGCCACCUGGCCUCCUCCAGAGAUCGAGAGGCCUUCCUUAUCUCACACCUGCCCCCACCUAUAUUGGCUUUUGGCUCUUGGCCCCGUGCUGCCCGGACUCUUUCUCCGUCUUGACGCACAGGGCCUGAGCAGUGGGGCUGCCCCCGCACUGGCUGCCUUUGGUGAGUCGCUGGGUGAAUGAGGGCAUUGCCCGGCACUCCCUCCCUGGGGUUUGGCUUCUGCCCAUGGGGCUGCAGUAGAAAUCACAGGCUGUGAGAGAGCUGGAGCCAAAUUCUCCUCAAAUCUAUUUCAGACUCUGAGCCCCUCUUCUCUUUAGGCCCCCCUAGAACCCAGCCAGUGCUUAGCCAGGCUGGGGGUCUCCGAGGAAGAGUGAGUAGGGGUUAGAGGCCCUGGGGAAGGGCCAAGGGGCAAUGUCGAGAGCCUGGAAGUCUGAUAGUGGCCCAUCCUUCUCCAUCACUCCCAGGCCCCUGCCCAGGCAGCCACAGCUCCCGACCACAACAUCCUUUGGGGUUUGGCCUACAGAGCUGGGGCGGAUGACCCCCAAAUAGCCCUGGCAGAUUCCUGUGACCCGCCCACAACAUGGUCAGGUGCCCCCCCCCACCUCGCACAGCCCGGAGGGUAUAAAGAGUGCUGGAGGCUGGAAGGGGCAGACCAGCUGAGCCCUGGACAGCAGCCCUAACGCAGCCACCGGCGAACACACCAUGAGAGCCCUCACACUGCUUACUCUGCUGGCCCUGGCCUUGCUUUGCCUCGCUGGACUGGCAGGUGCAAAGCCCAGCAGUGCAGAGUCUGACAAAGGUGCAGCCUUCAUGUCCAAGCAGGAGGGCAGUGAGGUGAUAAAGAGACCCAAGCGCUACCUGUAUCACUGGCUGGGAGCCCCAGCCCCCUACCCAUACCCGGAUCCCCUGGAGCCCAAGAGGGAGGUGUGUGAGCUCAACCCGGACUGUGACGAGCUGGCUGACCACAUCGGCUUCCAGGAGGCCUAUCGGCGCUUCUAUGGCACAGCCUAGGGCAUCCGUCCUGCUGGCCCAGCUGGCAGCCCCAGCUCUGGCUCCUCACCGUGUCCCUUCCCUUCCCCUCACCCUGACCUCCCUGCCCUACGAGUGUGGGGUCCCCAUCAUCCCAGCUGCUCCAGAAUAAACUCCAGAAGAGGAAUUGGUGGGCC
Molecule: messenger RNA, 1809 nt
Organism: Lemur catta (Ring-tailed lemur)
Lineage: Eukaryota; Metazoa; Chordata; Mammalia; Primates; Lemuridae
Gene: BGLAP
Product: bone gamma-carboxyglutamate protein
Exons: 4
Coding region: 1346-1654 (102 amino acids)
Biological process (GO): regulation of cellular response to insulin stimulus; response to vitamin K; bone development
Cellular component (GO): extracellular region
Molecular function (GO): structural constituent of bone; hydroxyapatite binding; calcium ion binding
Source: RefSeq, a predicted model, not a curated record